CCCACUCAAACUUUGAAUCAUUUGACGCAGUAGUGUUCUUUAACGAAUUUCGGAGUCCGAUGGGCCCCCGCUGUCGCUGCCGAAAAUCGAAAACAGGUUUGAAAACAGCCUCGAAAACGCCUCAACUUUGAACGUCCCUAAUUUUAAACUUUAGAUCCUGCGACUGCCGCAAUGAUCGUACCUGCCAGUGCUUAGAGGCGUGGCCAGCCCCUCUAUGAGGCAAGCCGUCGGUAGGCCAGUGCUAUCUCUGGACUGGAUGCCAAAAUCUAUGUAUGAACCUCCCAGUGGAAGCAGUACUAAAGCCAUAACAUACCCUGUAGUAUUUAAUAAAGAGAGGUAGUGCAGUUCGUUCCAUCACUCUCAAAGUUAUAUCAUAUUACUCCAAGCCCUUCAAGUUUCUAGCAUGGAAAACCGUACUUCACCAACCGUUUCCGUACCUUUAUUUCCUGGCCAAGGGUCUUCAGCUGGUGCCCUAGCCUUUGCUCUUCAGCAGGCCCUCCGCGACAUCCGUUCACCAUCUGGCCAUUUGCUUUCGACUGCAUGCCACGAGGCUUUUCGUGCAGAGGUAUUGAAGCUAUCAGGAGAUGAGCUCAACGAAACCCACAUUUCCCUCGUCGAUUUCGAGGAAGCCACCUCGCUUCUAUCAUCUUCGAGUCUUUACCAGAAUAAUCCUAUCAUUUCCGGAAUAUCCCUCUUCCUCGUUCAAGCUCUGAGAUACCUUGUGCACUUCUCAAGCGCACCCGACCACAGUCUUGGGGUGUCUGGCUUCUCCUCAGGGAUUAUCACGGCAUGCGUGGUAGGAGCUUCAACUAGUGUGUUCACGUUCAUGUCAAAUGCAGUAGAGGCAUUUCGCCUAACAUUUUGGAUCGGCGUGCGAUCUAUGCAGUAUAGAACCAGGGAGCUUCAAUCUGCCUUAGGCUUUCCUGACACAGGACUCCCUUGGAGUGUCGUUUGUGUCGGCCUGAGUAGAGCCGAUGUCUUGGGCUUCAUCUCCGAUUUCGAAACCAAGAACGAUUGCAAUUCUUCCCUUCACCUCACGGCUAUUUUAGAUGCACAGCACGUCACCGUUUCGGGACAUCCUGAUAUCCUACAGCGUUUCUCGUCCUCAAUUUCAAUGUCCAAGUCCUGCACCAUUCAUCCAACAACUGUAGAUGCUUUAUAUCACGCACGCACCCUCCACAAUGUCCGCGACCAAGUCUUGGCUGAUGUCGGAAGAUAUCUGAUUCGCUUUCCUGAUUUUUCCAACCUUAGAUUUCCCGUAUUCUCGACCGUAUCUGGGAAGUAUCUGUUGCCGAGUUCUGAGUACUCCACUCUUGUUGACGCAGUCCUUGACAUGAUAAUCGUGUCUCCUGUAGACUGGCUGUCUGUGGCACAGGGGCUUGGUAGUUCGGUACCGGCCGAUGCUCCCACGCAAGUAUUAAACUUCGGCCCUAGCUCUGGUCUUCUCCGAAUACUGGAGAAAUCACUCUCAUCAAACAAGAAUGUUACUUGUACGGAUGUGGCCGUUAGCGCUUCCAGUAUCCCUGAUAGUCCGAAGGAGAAUGAUUUCAAACAAGAGCCGAUAGCAAUCAUCGGGAUGGCACUUCGCUUGCCUGGUGGUGCAAGAACCGCGGACGAGCUCUGGGAACUUCUUGAGCGAGGAAUCGAUACCAUUUCUGAGAUUCCAGAAGAUCGUUUCCAAUUAGAGCGCUACACAUCUGCCGACGCUAAAAGCGGUCGGGGGAUGAAGGCUCAUACCGCAAAUUUCAUAGAUUGUGUUGACGAGUUCGACUACAAAUUCUUCAAGGUAUCGCCCAGGGAAGCAAAGAGCAUGGAUCCACAGCAAAGAAUGCUACCCCCGUCUUUCCAGCGUGAUAGCUUUGGUUGUUUCGUCGGUACUGCAACCCAUGAUUAUGCAGACAAUUUACGGGAGAAUAUUGACGUGCAUUACAGCACAGGAACCCUGAAAGCUUUCCUUAGUGGGCGCAUAUCGUACGCAAUGCAACUUGGCGGUCCUUCGAUGACUAUCGAUACUGCUUGUUCAUCGUCAAUUGUCGCAAUCCACACAGCCUGUCGUUCACUUGUCAAUGGAGACUGCAGGGCUGCAAUUGCAGGUGGAGUCAACACUAUGUCGAGUCCGGAUAUGUUCAUUGGCCUGGAUCAUGGUCAUUUUCUCAGCCCAACCGGCCAGUGCAAAUCUUUCGAUGCAUCGGCUGACGGCUACUCUCGAUCAGAGGGAUGCUCUCUCUUCGUUCUCAAACGUCUUUCAGAUGCAGUUGCAGAGAAUGACGAUAUUCUCGGUGUCAUCCGUGGUGUUGAUCUCAAUCAGAGUGGGCUGGCGCAUUCAAUCACCCACCCUCACGUACCUUCCCAGGUUUAUCUGAUGAACAGGCUCCUAAAGAACUCCGGAAUCGAUGCAUCACGCGUCAGUGUCGUAGAAGCGCAUGGUACUGGCACCCAGGCUGGAGAUUUUGCUGAGCUCCAGAGUAUUCGCGCCGUUCUUUGCCGUGCUCGCGAUAGCGAAAACCCCCUUCAUGUCACUUCGAUUAAAGCCAACCUCGGUCACUUGGAAGCUGCUUCUGGCGCUGCUGGACUCGCCAAAAUUUUGCUCAUGUUCCAACAUGAUACAAUUCCUGCUCAAAUCUCCCUUAAGAUAUUGAACCCACGUAUCACACCGCUAGCCCAGGAUAAUACUAUCAUCGACACGAUUCCCACGCCGUGGGUGCGCGGAUCGUCGCCUCGCAUGGCACUACUCAACAACUUUGGAGCAUCAGGUUCAAAUGGGGCACUCAUAGUGGAAGAGUAUCCAAAGCAAGCGAAAUCUGCAGCUAGUGGCACAUCUUACGUCUUUGGUAUCUCUGCCAAAUCUCGCGAUGUUCUCGAAACCCUCCGCUCUAGCUACUUCCGGUGGCUUCACGACGCCAGAAAUCGCUCAAUUUCCAUUAGUGACAUCGCGUAUACUGCCACGGCAAGAAGACAGCUGUACCCCUUCAGAAUUUCAGUUGACGUAGGGAGCAAGGCGCAACUUGUCCAAGCUCUUGCAAGCGCUGAGGUGUCUCAUUCCGAGGGAAAUUUCGGUCAAGUUGUCUUUGUCUUCUCUGGACAAGGCAACUACUAUCGUGGCAUGGGGAAACUCCUCUUUUCGACCUCUCCGGUCUUCCAGCGCUGCAUUGACAGGUGUCACCGAUACCUCGUGUCCAAAGGCUUUGCAGGUAUCCUUCCAAGUAUUGUUGGAGAAGCUGCAGAUGCAGAUAGUGGGUCGGAUGAAAUGGAAGAGUUUGAAGUGUCUCAAACUUCUACGAUGGCGCUAGAAGUCGCGUUGGCAACAUUAUGGAUACAUUGGGGUUUGACGCCUUCCACGGUCGUCGGGCACAGCCUUGGUGAAUACGCCAGUUUAGUCAUCGCCGAGGUGCUCUCGCUCGAGGCAGCCUUGUUUUUGGUCGCAUCACGCGCUCGCCUUACAUGGCGUGGUUGUGUGCCAAGUGCAUCAGGCAUGUUGGCUAUCAGGCUCGGGGAGCAACAGACCAACACCGUUUUGAAAUCUGGGUCAUACUCGGAUCUCUCUGUCGCUUGCGUCAACAGUGAUCAUGCCUGUGUCGUCUCUGGCCCACUGUCUCAGCUGCACGCUCUGACCGAGGAGUUGGCAACUACAGGAUGCAAGGCCCGUCUCCUUGACGUUCCCUAUGGAUAUCACGGUCAAGCAGUGGACCCGGUUCUGGAUGAUCUUACCCAGCUAGCACGAACUGUACCCUUGUCUUCUCCAAAGGUGUCCGUUGGUUCUACCGUUCUUGGAAGACUUGUUCCCGCAGGAGACACUUCGACCUUCGACGCAACCUAUUUCUCUUCGCAUUUCCGUCAGCCUGUUCUUUUUGCCCCCACCGUCGACACCCUGUGUAAGCACCCCUCGCUGCCACAGAUAGAUGCUUGGAUCGAGAUGGGACCCCAAGCGUCAUGCUUGUUGAUGAUACGGGCUUGUGCGGCUGCUCCUAGCGAAGCGGCGCUAUUGCCUUCAUUGAACAAAAAUGAUAACGCUACUCUUGCCUCCAGCCUAUCCCAGCUCUACAGAACCAAUGCUCCUCUGAACUGGCGCAAAGUCUUUUCGGAGCUGUCCCCAGCAACCUGCGCUGAUCUGCCACCAUAUCCACUCGAGAGGAACAAAGUUUGGGUACCAUACAAAGAACCUUUCCAUGAAUCUCCUUCAUCACCUCAAACUGUGGCACCAGCACGAAGCACAGCGCCAUCACAAACCAUAGCACCAUCAAAAAUCGCGGCACCAACACGAAGCGCGGCACCAACACGAAGCAUGGAACCAGCACGAAGCACAGCGCCAUCACAAAGCAUUGCGAAAUCCGAUAUGAUAUCUGACUAUACCAUGCUGGGGUGGUGGGCGCAGUACCCAUCGCACGAGAACGGCAACACGGCCAGUUUCGAUACUCCCAUCGAAGUUUUAGCUCCGUUUAUUGAAGGACACAAGGUUGCUGGGCACUACCUAUGCCCAGCAUCAAUCUAUCUUGAACAAGUUCUUUCGGGCGCAGAUCUUUCACGGCGUCAUCUGAACUUCGAUUUUGGGAAGAAUAUAGUUGUCAUCCGAGGAGUCAAUUUUGCGAAACCACUUGUUUACCAUCCCCAAGUCAAUCGGGUCGUCCGCACGCAUAUCACCAUCAACGAAGAUGGCACUGGUCUCUUCGAUAUAACAUCCAGACUGCAAUCUUCUCCGGAUGAAUCGGUUCACGUCCGCGGAGAAAUACGCUUCCAAUCCACCAAGGAGACAGCUGCUAAUCUUGACAGUGAAUUCCGCGUCAUGCCCAGACCCAGUGCUUCGGAGAUUGGUUCUCGGAAGGAAGGUCAAGCAGAGGUCUAUUCCACUCGAACGCUAUACAAAGUUGUUUUCCCUCGUGUUGUUGAAUACUCCGCGAAGUAUCACACGAUCCAGUCUCUGACUGCCAGCGCAAAUGGAAUGGAUGGUAUAGCGCAGAUCAAGCUUCCAGAUGCCCCACGACUCUCUUUUGCCUCUAAUCCCAUUUUCGCCGACACCCUCCUCCAUACAGCUGGAUUCCUAGCAAAUACGCAAGGCGAUAUCGGUGACGCUUAUAUCUGCAGCGAGGUCGGAUCAUUCCAGAUGCUCUCCGAGUUCAUUGAUCAAGAACAAACAUACACUGUUCAUUGUCGCGGGUCAUGGAUGUCCUUUAACCACACCGUUCUCACCGAGGCUUAUGCUGUCCAAGAACAAGAGCCUCAUCGUGUUGUCGCGCUUAUGAAAGGCAUUCAAUUCAAGCGCGUCCGCAUGAACGGUCUUGCUCGCGCGUUGGCAAAUGCAGCAGACUCCGCCCCUGCGCAGACACGCAAUCGAACCAAUUCAGCCAGUACACAAAGCACAUGCGAUGUACAAACAAGUAACUCUGGUAAUUCCAGCAGGCCAUCUUCACCGGAAACCCUAGUGUCUGAGGAUGACACACGCAUCCGCAUCAGAUAUGUCAUUGCACAGGUGCUCGGCCUUCUGACUACCGAUAUACAAGAUCACUCCGACUUCAAAUCGCUCGGCCUUGACUCCCUCAGUUCGUUAGAAGCUCUCCACGCGCUCAAAACCGAUCUCAAAGUUGACCUUCCUCACGACGCAUUCGAUUCUUAUUCCACAAUUGCAUCCUUGAGCGCUUUCCUCGAUAAAUCCCAUCCCCCCGAGAAAUCCGUGGAAAGAACCUCCCACAAGUCCUUGGAAAGAUCACAACCACCGCCAGCUAGAUCCGCUGAGUCGACAGAGACAGUAUCUGAUGGUGACAAAUGCAUCCGCAUCAGAAGUAUUAUCGCGGAAGUACUUGGCCUUCCGCUUUCUGAUGUAGAGGAUGACUCCGACUUCAAAUUGCUCGGCCUUGACUCCCUCAGUUCAUUAGAGGCUCUCCAUGCGCUCAAAAGCGACCUCAACAUCGACCUCCCUCACGACGCAUUCGAAUCUUAUUCCACAAUUGCAUCAUUGAGUGCUACGCUCAAUAAACCCCAUUCCCCCGAUAAGUCUGUGGAAAGAACUCCCCAGAAGUCCUUGGAAAGACCACAAUCACCGCCAGCUAGAUCCGUUAAGUCGACAAAAACAAUAUCUGAUGGUGACAGACGCAUCCGCAUCAGAGGUAUCAUUGCGGAAGUACUUGGCCUUCCGAUUUCCGAUGUAGAGGAUGACUCCGACUUCAAGUCGCUCGGCCUUGACUCUCUCAGUUCAUUAGAGGCUCUACAUGCGCUCAAAGUCGACCUCAAUAUCGACCUCCCUCACGACGCAUUCGAAUCUUAUUCCACAAUCGCAUCCUUGAGUGCUUUUUUCGAUAAAUCUUCCUCCCCCAAGAAGUCCUCGGGAAGAUCUUCGACGAGAACAUUACAACCCGCAUCGUUUGAUACUCGCAUGUCACAACUCCAAUUCAGCAAGGACGAAGCCGCUGUCCCACUACUUCUUAUUCACGAUGGCAGCGGCUUAAUAAGCCAUUAUAGUCGUUUGAUGCCGUUACAUCGUGACGUCUUUGCUCUCUCCAAUCCCUGUCUGAUUACCGGUGGAAAAUGGGAGAGCGUUGAGCAGAUAGCAGAAUCCUACGCCAAAGUCGUUUUGGGUGCGAAGUCAGAUCGGAUCAUCAUUGGCGGGUGGUCAUUUGGUGGUGUAGUGGCCUUCGAAACCGCCAAGAAGCUUGCUCAGAACGGCGUACGUGUCCACGGCAUCGUUCUCAUCGACUCUCCCUGUCCUGGCAAACACGUGCCCCUUUCAUCAUCUGUUAUAAACCACGUCACGAAGGCACACUCCCGAGGAAUUGAUUCAGGAACCAUAAGUCUUGUCGCGGAACAAUUCAAAGAAAGCUCGCGACUCCUUUCUGUCUACGAUCCAUGUCGUCAAGGAAAGCUUGAAGUUCCGAUAGUCCUCCUUCGCUCGUCUGAGGGGUAUGCUCCUCCGGGUUUGGACGUUCCCAACUGGUUGCAACAUCGUGGAAGUGAAAGUGCCGUCGUUGGCGAAUGGGAAGCUCUCACACAGUCCCCUGUAAAAACUUGGUCAAUUCCAGGUGACCAUUUCUCACCUUUCAAUCCCGAAAACAUUGGACCAACAUCUCAGCAGCUCAAGGAUGCGUGUCACUUCGUGGAAAGGCUAUAAAGGAUACCAUGUGCUUUUGAUUUCGCUUGCUCCAUACCACUUUAGAUUUUGUUUGUGUAUAGAUCUCUUUUCUUUUUCUGGAUCACGACCCUCCUGCUUGUAUCCCACAAAUUCCUUUCUCGUUGCUCGUGCUUCUGCAUCUCUGUAUCUAUAUAGCCAGUUGACUGUCACGCGACUG
Molecule: messenger RNA, 7274 nt
Organism: Suillus subalutaceus
Lineage: Eukaryota; Fungi; Basidiomycota; Agaricomycetes; Boletales; Suillaceae
Product: polyketide synthase
Exons: 9
Coding region: 404-7096 (2230 amino acids)
Biological process (GO): fatty acid biosynthetic process; secondary metabolite biosynthetic process
Molecular function (GO): 3-oxoacyl-[acyl-carrier-protein] synthase activity; phosphopantetheine binding; fatty acid synthase activity
Source: RefSeq, a predicted model, not a curated record